GGUUAUUUGUAAUUGAUUUGUAGUUUCGAGGUACACUAGGUUAUUUAUAAUUGACUCGAAUUGAUUUUUCUGUGUAUUUUUUAGGGUUUUGAUGUUCAACAAGACAACAACUAACAACAACAGUCAACAGAUAUGCAGUCAUUCUAUAAAGGGCUCCGAUGUCAUCUCACAUCCUCAAAUGUCAGUAAAAUAAGUGGUCUUCGUGGAUUCAUUGCUUCUGUUGGCUCUCCUUUGAAAUCAGAAACCAAAUGUAGUUCCCCGUUGGAGUCCUCAGCAUAUCAUCGCCGCAGCUGUGCAUCGUCCACAUGCAGAAUCCAUGGAGUAGGGAUAUCCAAAUGGGGUGCAUUUGGGCCUGCUUUCACUACCAGGUCCAUGACAACAGAUGCUCAUCCCAGGGAACCGGUUUCUGGUUCCACCAAUGACAUAGCUCCUCCGCAUAUAAAAUUCAAGAGGCUUGAUAAAACAGCCAGACAUAUCAUGCAGAUUAUUGAUAAGGAACAAGUGCAGGCAGUGAAAGAGCACAGAGAUUUCCCUGAUAUACAACCUGGUGAUACCGUCCAGCUUAAAGUGGAAGUUCCAGAUAACAAACGACGAGUUCAAACUCUGAAAGGCACUGUUAUUGCAAGAAGGAAUGCCGGGCUACAUUCAACAUUUAGAAUAAGAAGGAUGUUAGCUGGUGUUGGAGUAGAAUCUGUUUACCCUCUAUACUCUCCAAACAUUAAGGAGAUGAAAGUGCUGAACAAGAAUAAAGCCAGGAGGGCCAAGCUUUACUAUCUCAGGGAUAGAAAGAAUGCACUCAAGAAACAGUAACCUAAUCAGAAGGUUUGAACAGUUUGAUUCUUCAAUUUAUCACAUCAGGCAACAAUAGCUUUUUGUAUGGUUUUUCUUGUUUCUUUCGUUCUUUUUCUCUCUGCCUUUAAAGAUCUUUUAGUAAACGUUGUUACAUUUUUGUUAAACUGUAUAUGGAUGUUGCUUUCCGCAACAGGGAACUUUUAGGGGCUGCUAUUUUUUGUAUUGGAUUAAAAAUUGACCUUUGGUAUC
Papaver somniferum (opium poppy) is the source of this 1041-nucleotide messenger RNA. Its product is annotated as 50S ribosomal protein L19, chloroplastic-like. Gene Ontology annotation, cellular component: ribosome. NCBI's taxonomy places the organism in Eukaryota, Viridiplantae, Streptophyta, Magnoliopsida, Ranunculales, Papaveraceae. Gene Ontology annotation, molecular function: structural constituent of ribosome. Gene Ontology annotation, biological process: translation. The coding region runs from base 133 to 810 and encodes 225 amino acids. The record is from RefSeq and is a predicted model, not a curated record. The transcript has 7 exons.